Messenger RNA from Erigeron canadensis, 1066 nucleotides. Its product is annotated as deSI-like protein At4g17486. The record is from RefSeq and is a predicted model, not a curated record. Gene Ontology annotation, molecular function: deubiquitinase activity. Lineage: Eukaryota; Viridiplantae; Streptophyta; Magnoliopsida; Asterales; Asteraceae. Gene Ontology annotation, biological process: protein deubiquitination. The coding region runs from base 252 to 962 and encodes 236 amino acids. The transcript has 3 exons.
AUAUUGGUGGGGGUGGCCCUCCAUUAAAAGCAGAGGAUGUGGUACUUAUAUGCCAAUUCCGCCGGUGAUAUACAAGCCUUAACUUCACCUCCAUCUAUUCUUUUUUAUUUCCCCCCUUCUUUCUAUCUAAUCUACCCAAUUCUCUGUCGCAUUUUAAAAUGUUAACUUCAACACACACUAUUACUAGUUAAUAUAAUAUCUGCAUAUAUUGCUCUGUAUAUAACAACAUUUUUCGUUUUUAUCAAUUAAAAAUGUUGUGUAGAGGAAAUUCAAUAAAAUGCCAGAAAGAUGGAUCGGUUCCUGUAUACCUCAAUGUAUACGAUCUCACUUCCAUGAACGGCUACGCGUAUUGGCUAGGCCUUGGUGUCUAUCACUCCGGUGUACAAGUUCAUGGAGUUGAGUAUGCAUUUGGAUGUCACGAACAAGAAACGACUGGAAUAUUCGAAGGAGAACCAAAGCAAUGCGAAGGAUUUACGUUCAGAAAACAGAUUUUAAUCGGAUGGACAGACAAGAAUCUUAGAGAAGUGAGAGCCAUUAUGGAAGAGCUCGCUGAAGAUUAUAAAGGCAUUGCCUAUAAUCUCAUUACUAAAAAUUGCAACCAUUUUUGCAAUGAUGUCUGUAUUAGGCUCACAAGAAACUCAAUCCCUAGUUGGAUUAAUCGUCUAGCCAGAAUCGGUUUUUUGUGCAAUUGUAUAAUUCCGGCGAGUAUAAGUUCAACUAAAGUUGGAAUUGAUGAAGAUAACAACAACAAAGUGCAUAACCAGCAAGGAGAGAUGAAAAGGCUGAUGAGGAGUCGUUCAAGCAGAUCCUCGUCGUCUAGUUGUUCACCGGUAUCUGAUCAGAAAACAACGUCCUCGUUGAAGACAUCACCUACGGAUGCAGCUCGGACUAGAAGAAGUCAUAGGGUCACAACUUCUCUGCCUCCACCUUCACCUCUGCUUCUAGACUCUCCAAAUUCCUAACACAUGAUUGCUAAUUAAUUCUAUCUUUCUGUGAUCAACUUGUUCUUUUACAUUUUUUUGGUUCCAAGUUUUUAAUUAAUUAAUUUGUCAUGCCUUUUUCCAUA